AUGGAGGUGAAAGGACCUGAUGGUGAACAAAUCCAUGACAUUCGUGACAAAACUAGUGAGAAGUUUGAGUUUAUCGCCCACAAGAAGGGGGUCUACAACUUUUGCUUUACCAAUGGGUCCCCGUAUCAUGAAACCAUAAAUUUUGAUGUGCUUGCCGGUCACUAUGGAUAUGUUGACCAUCAUGCAAAAGAUGAGCAUUUGAGAGUGUAUGAACAGAUUAAUAAAUUGGAGGAGGCUCUCUACAACAUACAGUUUGAACAGCACUGGUUGGAGGCUGAGACCGAUCGCCAAGCAAUAAUUAACGAAGGAAUGAGCAAAAGAGCAAUCCAUAAGGCAAUCUUUGAAUCAACAACACUUAUUGGGGCGAGUGUUCUCCAAGUCUAUCUGCUCAAAUGCCUAUUUGAACGUAAGCUUGGGACAUCCAGAGUUUAGUGUUUUGUUGGUGAAUGAAUACCUGUUGCCCCCAAUUUUAGAGCAGCUUCAUAUAGUUCCCACUUUUGUGCUUUUGUCAUUCCUUACUUUUUCCCUUCUUGUUAUAUUGGAAG
Chenopodium quinoa (quinoa) is the source of this 545-nucleotide messenger RNA. Its product is annotated as transmembrane emp24 domain-containing protein p24beta2-like. The record is from RefSeq and is a predicted model, not a curated record. Lineage: Eukaryota; Viridiplantae; Streptophyta; Magnoliopsida; Caryophyllales; Amaranthaceae. Gene Ontology annotation, cellular component: Golgi apparatus; endoplasmic reticulum; endoplasmic reticulum-Golgi intermediate compartment. Gene Ontology annotation, biological process: endoplasmic reticulum to Golgi vesicle-mediated transport; intracellular protein transport; Golgi organization.